AUGCAUUUCGUCACUCAUCUUCAAUCUUAUUUUAUAAUUUAUUUCUUCUUUCUUUUUACAAUAUCUGUUCAUUCAAUAAUAUUUGUUAAUUUUUGGCAUUCAUGUGUUGAUGUAUCGGUUGAAGAAAAUAUCUUUCCAGUAUCAUUAAUACAAUCCUCUGAAUAUUAUCAAGUAUGUGCGGCUAGUCGUGAACAUUGGCGUCGUUUUGGUUCAUCAUUAUUUCGUAUGCAUAUUCUACGAACAUCUGAACCAUUAGUUGAUAAAUACAUUGAUAUACAUCAUAAUGGCUAUGUUCAUUUUCAUAAUGAAACACGAACAACAGUGGUAAGACGGUAUGGAACAGAACAUGAAGACUUAUGA
Rotaria sordida is the source of this 360-nucleotide messenger RNA. The record is from the annotation of a GenBank genome assembly. NCBI's taxonomy places the organism in Eukaryota, Metazoa, Rotifera, Eurotatoria, Philodinida, Philodinidae.